This is a messenger RNA of Oreochromis aureus, 1665 nucleotides long. RefSeq names its product zinc finger protein OZF-like. Gene Ontology annotation, biological process: regulation of transcription by RNA polymerase II. The transcript is spliced from 4 exons. Bases 13 to 1665 code for a protein of 550 amino acids. NCBI's taxonomy places the organism in Eukaryota, Metazoa, Chordata, Actinopteri, Cichliformes, Cichlidae. Gene Ontology annotation, molecular function: RNA polymerase II cis-regulatory region sequence-specific DNA binding; DNA-binding transcription activator activity, RNA polymerase II-specific. The record is from RefSeq and is a predicted model, not a curated record. Gene Ontology annotation, cellular component: nucleus.
ACAGAGGAAACAAUGAGCUCAACACAGAAGGACCAACAUGGAGCGAGAAGUCAGCGCUCUCAGGAGGCCGACAAACCUCACAGAAGAAAGGGGGAAAAGAAAUACACCUGUGAUGAGUGUGGGAAAGAUUUUACUAGGAAGAAUUCACUAAAAACCCACCAACUCAUCCACACUGGAGAGAGACCGUUCAGCUGUGACAACUGUGGAAAGUCUUUUACCCAGUCUGGAAGCUUAAAAGCACACCAGCUCAUCCAUAGUGGAGUUAAAGCGUACAGCUGUGAUCAAUGUGGGAAGUGUUUUUCCUGUAAGGGUUCCCUAAAAAAGCACAAAUUCAUCCAUAGUGGAGUCAAAGCGUACAGCUGUGAUCAAUGUAGGAAGUGUUUUUCCUGGAAGGGUUCCCUAAAAAAGCACAAAUUCAUCCAUAGUGGAGUUAAAGCGUACAGCUGUGACGAGUGUGGGAAGGAUUUUCUUAGGAAGGCUUCACUACAAAUCCAUCAGGUCAUCCACACUGGAGAGAGACCGUUCAGCUGUGACGAGUGUGGACAGUCUUUUUCUCGGAAGGGUAAUCUAAAAAAACACCAACUCAUCCACAGUGGAGUUAAAGCGUACAGCUGUGAUCAGUGUGGCAGAGCUUUUACUCAGCGUAGCAACUUACAGAGGCAUCUAGUUACCCACUCUGGAAUUAAGGCAUACAGCUGUGACAUUUGUGGAAAAUCUUUCAGCCAGAUAGACAGCCGAAAUACACACCUACGCAUUCACACCAGACAUGAUGUGUACAGCUGUGGUCAGUGUGGCAAAGAGUUUGCUAGAGACGCAGAUCUACAACGUCACAUGUUUACCCACACUGAGGAACGACCUUAUAAAUGUGACCUGUGUGAGAAGACUUUUAAAUCUCCACAUGACCUGAGACGACACCAACAGAUCCACACCAGAAAGAGACUCUACAAGUGCAGUUACUGUGAGAAGCAGAGCGACACAGAUGGAUCCAGUUCUCAACCCUGUCAUCACUGUGGUGGUGGGAAAGACUUUCGUUGUGACCUUUGUGGAAAAACUUUCAGUCAUCCAAAGACCCUAAAACUACAUCAACGUAGACACACUGGAGACAAAAUGAACUACUGCAAAGAAUGUGGGAAAGGCUUCACCACAAAACGUGACUUAAAACGACAUGAACUCUUUCACAAUGGGGUCAAAAAGCAUCUCUGUGAUCAGUGUGGGUCAUCCUUCACCACUGCAGGUCAGCUUAAAAGACAUAAACGUGUCCACACAGGAGAGAAACCUUACAAGUGCAGACACUGUGACAAAAGUUUCUCAUGUUCAGGUAGUCGUAACUAUCAUGAACUUACACACAUGGAAGGAAACUACAGCUGUGACCAGUGUGACAAGAGCUUCAGGAAUUUCAGUUCAUACUCCAAACACAAACGAUCCCAUGUUACUAAUAAACUCUUUCACUGUUACCAAUGUGUCAAAAUAUUCACCUCAUUGUUUGAGACGGACAGACUCCCACGCCUCACCCUCCCCUCCCCAGAGACACUGCUUCAGACACUGACCCCCAACACACCUUCCAUCUCUCCCCCCAUCCCUCCCCACUCAACAACCACCAUCACCCUCUCCAAUCCAGACUCAAGGACCUCCAUCACACCUCUCACCCCCUUUCCUCCUCCCUGA